This is a messenger RNA of Electrophorus electricus (electric eel), 6056 nucleotides long. The record is from RefSeq and is a predicted model, not a curated record. Lineage: Eukaryota; Metazoa; Chordata; Actinopteri; Gymnotiformes; Gymnotidae.
AUGUCUCUGCCAGUACCUGGUAACCUUCUGUUUCCUCCCUCGCAGGACAACAGUCGACGGGUGGACAACGUGCUGAAGCUCUGGAUCAUCGAGGCCCGGGAGCUGCCUCCCAAAAAGCGCUAUUACUGUGAACUGUGCUUGGACGACAUGCUGUACGCGCGCACCACCAGCAAACCCCGCACCGACACUGUCUUCUGGGGCGAGCACUUUGAGUUCAACAACCUCCCGGCCGUCCGCAACCUCCGCCUCCAUCUCUACAAAGAGACGGACAAGAAAAGACGCAAGGAGAAGAGCACGUAUCUAGGACUGGUCAGCAUCCCCAUAUCCAGUAUCACCGGUCGGCAGUUCGUAGAGCAGUGGUACCCUGUGAUCCAGCCCAGUGUCAUGGCCAAAGGAGGGGGCGGGGGAGGUGGCAAAAUCAUCAAUGCCUCGUUGCGGCUCAAAUCUCGCUACCAGACCAUGAGUAUCUUGCCAAUGGAGCUGUACAAAGAGUUCGCCGAGUACGUCACCAACAACUACCGAACGCUGUGCGCUGUAUUGGAGCCCCUACUGAGUGUUAAGAGCAAGGAGGAGGUGGCCUGUGCUCUGGUUCACAUUCUCCAGAGUACAGGGAAGGCGAAGGACUUUCUUUCAGACAUGGCGAUGUGUGAGGUAGACAGAUUCAUUGAUCGAGAGCACCUUAUCUUCAGAGAGAAUACCCUGGCCACCAAAGCCAUAGAAGAGUACCUCAAACUCAUUGGACAUAAGUACCUCAAAGAUGCUUUAGGUGACUUCAUCAGAGCGCUGUAUGAGUCAGAGGAGAAUUGCGAGGUUGAUCCCAUGAGGACCCCACCUUCUGUUCUGCCUGACCAUCAGGCCAACCUACGCAUGUGUUGUGAGCUUGCUCUCUGCAAAAUCGUCAAUUCUCAUUGUGUGUUUCCACGAGAACUGAAGGAAGUCUUCGCUUCUUGGCGAGUGCGCUGUGCUGAGAGAGGGCGGGAGGACAUCGCGGACCGUCUGAUCAGCGGCUCCCUCUUCUUACGCUUCCUUUGCCCAGCUGUCAUGUCCCCCUCCUUGUUCAACCUCACCCAGGAGUACCCUGAUGAGCAGACGUCACGCACGCUCACCCUUAUAGCCAAAGUGCUGCAGAACCUCGCCAACUUCUCCAAGUUUGGCAGUAAGGAAGAGUACAUGUGCUUCAUGAACGAGUUUUUAGAGAUGGAGUGGGGUUCCAUGCAACAGUUCCUGUAUGAGAUCUCCAAUCUAGACAGCGUAACAAAUGCAGGUGCUUUUGAGGGCUAUAUCGACCUUGGAAGAGAGCUUUCCAUUUUGCACAGCCUUCUGUGGGAGGUCAUGGCUCAACUCAGUAAGGAUGCCAUCAUUAAACUUGGACCAUUACCCCGCUUACUGAAUGAUAUUAGCAUGGCCCUCCGCAAUCCCCAUCUCCAAAGGCAGCCCAGUCACCAGCCGGACAGGCAGCCUCCCGAGAGACAGACGGACAGGCUGCUGUCUCGGCCAAGCUUCAACAGAGGCAUCUCCUCUGAGUUUCAGAACAUCAUGAUGAGAGACCUCAACAGUUCCAUAGAUAUCACUCGCUUGCCUUCCCCAACCUCUGCUAUGUCCAGUGGUGGGGUCCCUCCAUCACGAGCUGGAAUGGGGGGCUAUGUGGAUCGAGACCAUCCUCAUAGGGCUUCUUCUAAAGAUGUUUUCUAUGUCACCCGUCCCCCACUAGCCCGGUCUAGCCCUGCAUACUGCACUAGCAGCUCUGAUAUCACUGACCCUGACCCAAAGGACUCAAGAAUGAACAGCGUCUCUAACCUGCAGUCUGUGGGGGACAUGCUCAACUCUUCCCAGGCCUCGCUUGCCGGCCUCGGCAGCUUCGGUGGUCUCGGCGGCCUGGGCGGAGGUCUUGGAGGCCAGCUGCGUGCUGGUGGGCGGAUGUCGGCAGGGUCGGGCGGCUCCAGCAUGUCCGGUGGCCUGCGGCUGAGCCAGCUGAGCCAGAUGGGGACCACCACGGACUCGUUGUCACAGCAGCAGCAGCAGCAAGCGGCCGCCAUGCGCUAUCCACUCUCCUUCCAGAACCCCUUGUUCCACAUGGCCGCCGACGGCCCGCAGCUUCAUCACCAGCACAGCCGGGCACAGCCCCCUCCGCCCCUCCUGCUGGCACCAGAACCAAAUGCCGCGCACCCCACAUACAUGCCCCAGUUCGCCCAUGGCGGCUUUUCCCGGAGCGAGGACCUCUCCACUCUCAGGCCUGGGCCACACCUAGGCCAGCCCAGCAUCAUUCACUCGCACAGCUACAGCGACGAAUACAGCCGCCACAACCAGAGUGAUUACGGCCGGCGGCAACUCUCUAUGCACAUCCAGGACAACCUUCAGCAGCAACAAAUUAUGGGCAUGGCCUCACAAACAGGCACAUCUCAUUCCUCACUCGCCUCGCCCCCCUCUACCGUCCAGCCUGUCCGUCAGAGCUCCAUGGCCCCACCUCCCACACAACGAAUGAAAUCACAAACCUCCCAUCAGCUUUCUGUAAGCUCGGCAGCCGGCGCCACCCCUCCCACCAAGGCGAGGCCUCAGAGCGGAAACCUGCUCCAGUCACCCGAGUCAGGCUUCGGGGGCAGGCCACAAGGCCCCCGACAGCAGCUGUCCGUCAAGGACAGCUCCGCCCCUGGCCUGCCUCAUCAGCAGAGCUCUACCAGGGAGAGCCAGGGAUCCCAAGGCUCUCAGGGGGGGACGCCACAAUCAACACAGCAGUCGCAAAAGGAACGGCAACACUCACAGCAACACUUACUCAAGCCUUCCAUCAGCAAACAGGGCUCAUCUCCCAACACUCUAAACCCACCCACCCCUGCUUCAGAGAGGACGGUUGCCUGGGUGUCUAACAUGCCACACCUCUCUGCUGACAUUGAGAGUUCUCGCAUAGACAGGGAAGAGUUUAAGCUGAAGGAGUAUUCGAAAAGCAUGGACGAAUCUCGUUUAGACAGGGUUCGGGAGUACGAGGAGGAGAUCCAUUCCCUGAAGGAGCGCCUGAUGAUGUCCCACCGCAAACUGGAGGAGUACGAGCGGAGACUCCUCACGCAGGAGCAGCAGACCAACAAGAUCCUGCUGCAGUACCAGAGCCGGCUGGAGGACAGCGAGAGGAGGUUGAGGCAGCAGCAGCUGGAGAAGGACUCGCAGAUAAAAGGAAUUAUUGACAGACUUAUGGCAGUGGAGGAUGAGCUGAGAGCAGGGGCAGUAACUGAGCACAAAACCAGGAUUUUUGCAGACCAGGGGAGGCGGCAAUCCAUCCUAGUGCAGCCCCGCCUCGCGCCCGUCCCACCUCGAAUGCACAGAGCAGCUUUCCUCCCUGGGUUCUCCAGACCCCGGUGUGAGUGUUGGCGGAGGAGAAAAGACCACCGCUCCUGGCUUUGUAGUCUCUUCCUUGGACAUCUCCUCCGACAACGCCCCCCAGAACGGAGCCCCGCCCCCCCACGUAGUCCCCCCUUCUCAGUCCCCUCCUCUCGCCCACCUCAGCCGGAAUGGAGAGCUUCGUGGCAGAGCUGCUCCAGUGAAAGCCUCUGUUGCGACUGGGACCACAGCAACACUGAGCGUGGGAACUGGCGUAGCAGGAGGGGGAGCAGGUCACUAACAGUGCCACCCAGAUCAGAGUGAAAAUGCACCAUUUGUAUGACCACGGAAGAAAAACUAACAUCCCUCACUCCUACUCUCAUUUUAUGAGUAACAGUGAAGAUGUUACAUCCAUUCUUUUUCUCGGUUUUUGUGCGUUAGACAGAAUGAGAGGCAGCGCACAUUCUUACACCAUCCACACCAAACAACAAAAAGGGCUUUCUGGUGGAUCCGGUAUUUCCUUUUAAUCAACUUUUUUUUUUUAAAGGCUUCUCCAUCUUAUUACUGUGGUCUGACGAAUCGUUGGUAUUUCUGCAAUCUUUGAUUUAGGAACCAAACGUGGGUCAUUACAGAUUCCUGUGAACUGUCUGAAUUCCCUGAUACUAUGAUUUCUUUUUAUUUUGUUUCUUUAAUUAUUGGAGGGAAACAAUCAUGUGGGUGAUUGAUCUCUUGAGUGCUGUGUGGGAAAAAAAGACAUAAUUAACUAAAUGUGAGUAAAGGUGUAAACCUGUGAAAACGCCAGCUUUCAAGGUCCUCUGAAGGAGAUAGACUUUAUUGUUCUGUUUCUGGCUUCCUUAGUGCCUUUUCUGUAUCUUUCAACAGGGUUUUCAAACUAAACAGGUUUGGCUUUUGCUUCAUUUGUCACGUAAAAGUGCCCCAGAUGGUAGAUUGAUCAGUGACUCUGACCCAGAGGAACAGGGCUGCUGAAGUUUAGGCUGCAUAGUCCUGAACGUGCAAAGAGUGCAAAGGUUUUUUCAUAGAUUCACUCUUCUGAGAAGUGCUUGUGGUUCUCAAAUUGUAAUUAAGGGCCUAGCCUUGCUAGAAUGAACUUGUGCAAUGUUUUUCUCUUCUCAAUCUCAGAACCUAUGUGUGAUGAACUGGUGCUAUAGAUACAAAAAAAAAAACAAAAAACAGUGCCAUUUCAAAAACGAAUCUGUCACAGCACUGCCUCCCAUCCUCCAACAACCCUGGUCAUUCAUUUGUCUUUGACGCUACUGUCCAUUUUCCCCACGAACUGUGCUAUGUGAUGGCAUCCUUGUGUUAAUAUCUUUUUUUUUUUUUUUGCAUCUGUGUAUGUGUUCAUGGCCUACAUGGAAAGUGAGGUGGUCUCUGUCAAGAGAACCUUUUUUAAAAUUAUUUAUUUAUUUGUUUGUUUAUUUAUUUAUUUAUUUUAAUUAUGCCAGUAGGCCAAUUAUGGCAGCUGGAUGCUACCAUGAGCAGCAUGUCUUCACAGUCAAAUUUGUUUCAGACAAGGCAUCAGUGUGAGUGUUGCGUUUUGACAGUAAUUUAUUUUUCCAGCUCGACUAAAGAACAAUUCUCACAGGUACAGGGUUUGAUACAGGGAACUAAUAUGUGACAACUUCAUUAUGUGUGUAUGUAGCCUACAGUUUUAUUUAGGCUUUUGAUAUGUAGUUUUACUUAUGAUAAAGUAGCUCAACCCUCUCCUUUAUCUAGAAAUUUCCCAAACAUUCUAUUGGUAAUGACUUAAUGAUCUUGAUAUAAAAGCUGCACAUAAAAUAACUGUACUGUACAAAAACAUGCCAUGUGUCUGUGUUUGUAUUGCUACUGUCUAUAACUUAUUUUUAUGUCCUUUGUUGCUACUUUCAUUAUAUUCCAUUUCCAUGUUAUUGUGUCUAUUUGUGUAGGAUGUAUGAUUAACAUAUUAUAUUGUUUAUUCAUUCAAAAAUGUCAUAAUCACAUAUGCAUGUGAGUCAGCCAAUGCAGGAAGCUUUGAAAUGUCUAUUUUCUGAAGAAUCUAUUGUUAAAAUCAUCAUACCCAUAACACUGCUGACAUGAAUAUAGGCCUUAUAUGAUUCUUUGUUAAGUUCUAAAGUGCUCAGAUUGAGUUCAGUGGUAAAUUUAGCCACAGUUAUAUAACAGGCCGAAACAAGAGCAAGGAUUCAAAUAUUAACUGCACAAUAAAUACAAACUGAGCUGUACUGUAAUUACAAAAUCUGAGUGGGCAUUUAGUCUAGAAAGAAUGGACUGAUUGCCUAUUUAGCUUUCUUUCCUAGAGUCUAGAGGGCUGUAUUUCAAGUGAUUUGUACUCCAUUCAGUAAUAAAACAGACAACAUGUUGCAUCUUAGAAGUAGUUAAGGAACAUGAGCUACAGGGUCUUUGGUUGGUAAAUCUAGAGUGCCAUGUAUAUACCUCAGACUUAGAAAUGAAAGACUCAGGUAAACAAUUAUUUGCCUCAUAGCAUAAAGCAAAUUGAACCACAGUAAAUAAUGAGUAAAUAAUGACUGCCUGUUGGUACUUGGUCCAGCUCUUCUAAAAAAAACUAAAAUUUAAAAAAAGUAGCAGUGAUUGGCUAGCAGCUCAUCAAGCACGUCCCCACCCCUUUUCCACUCUCUUUGUAUCCCGUCUCUCCCUCCAGCCAAUCACACAGCGUCAUGGAGGACAAUCUGGAACCUAAUUGGAUGCCUCAGCUAGGACAGUCCUCGGGAUGGCACGGCUAUAAUGUGAGGGCA